UGUUCUUAACAGGGGUCUCGAGCGGAGAGAAAAGCAGAGACGGCGGCGGCGAUCCGGCAUGGAGUUUUUGACUCAGCCAUUCGGCAGAUCCAGUGUCAUUGAAGAAGUAGGAGAGAGCUUGGUGCCGUCCCCUGUGGCGAGGGCGCCGACGGGAUGCGGUAUGCUGGAGGAGCCGAGUAUGGCGGUCAGAUCCACUGUCCUUGAGGAACUAGGAGAUUGCUUGAUGCCGGACGCUGUGCUGCCUUGUCUGAGGGGAGAUGGUACGGUGGAAGAGCAGCAAGUGGCUGAGCGGCCAGGAGCGGUUGACAGCACGGACGCUCAGGUUUUCGCCGCCAAUGAAGCCCUGGUGUGCAAGAGGGAUAAUUCACCUCCAGCGUCGGAGCUGUCAACUAUGAAGAUGAAUCUCCUGGUUGGAACUAGAGGCUGAGAAUUGGGGCUGCCGCACCGAGCAGAACACCCUGCCCCAUAUCGUGUCAGCGCUUUUGAGAAGGCUAUUAGGAGUUAUGCCGACAACCCAGCUGAGAAUGUGAUCACACCAGUGAUUGGCGCUACUUUUGACUCUUUGGGUGGGGCUUAUGACUUCUAUAAUUUGCUUCAUGAGAGAAAGGCUUCAGCAUCCGAUAUGCGAAGAGCCGGCUGAAUCUCGAGAGGACGAAAUGCAAGCAGUAAAUAGUGUGUGGUUGCUCGGUGAGUAUAAAAGUGUGCUUGCCGAUUCACAUAAUCUCCUCAGUGGUGUGAAUGUUUCAACUGACUGAAGUUUUUGAACAAUUAUGUACGGCAAAGCUGGUGUUGAGAACAUGAGGUCUUAUCGCUGCGAAUGCCCGGCUUUGAUAAGGCUCCUAUGAUUAGAGGACAAUGGGUGGUAUAUUGCAGAACACGGAGAGAAUCACAACCACUCGCUUUCUCCUAAUUUUGGCGAGACAAUCCAUUUGCCAUCACACAAGCACAUAGAUGUGUACACCAGGGAUCUUGUGAAGCAGCUAAGGCAGAACAAUGUGAAUCUUGCUAAGGUAUACUGUACCAUUGGAGGCUUUUUUUGGCUCAAUGGGAAAUGUUCGGUUCAGGAGAAAGCCUUUGCGUAACCGGGGGGAUCAAUAGGGACCACGCAGAUGAUGAUGUGAGGAAGACAAUGGAUGUUUUCUCAGAGAUUGGAGCAAAAGAACCCCAUUUACAUAUAGGAUUCAGGCUGACAGUGAGGGGAGGAUUAAGAGUCUGAUGUGGGCAAGUGGGAGCAGCAAGCUUCAGUACUCCUUCGGAGAUGUCAUAAAAUUCAAUACCACGUAUAGGACCAACCUGUACGACAUGCCUUUCGGCCUAUUUGUUGGACGGAGUUAACAAUCAUUAUCAGAGUGUGAUCCUCGCUGGUGUGCUGGUUCGUGAUGAGACACAAGAAAAUUUUGAGUGGGUAUUCUCAGAAUUCCUUAGAAUGAUGGAUAGUUAAAGAAAUUUUAUGUGAUAUGGUCCAUAGUAUUAAUCCUGGAAAUUAUGUGUCUAUCAAUCAUGCAGACAAAAAAUUGUGCCAGGGAGCUAGCUAUUAAGAAGAUCAUGCCGGACGCAACGAGUGGCAUGUCUUGAAGAAAGCGAAGGAGUCAUUGGGUCGUUUGUAUACAAAGAAAAGCGACUUUACAACUAAAUUUCAUAAGGUGGUGAACCGUAUGCUCACGGAGGAUGAACUUGAGAAGGGUGGGAAAUGUUGCUGGAUAAAUACAAGCUGAGGGAACACCCAUACAUGACACAACUGUUUGAGAUUCGGAAGAAAUGGGCGAAGCAUUAUUUUAAGGGAGUUUUUUGUGCGAAAAUGACCAGCACACAUAUGAGUGAGAAGUGUGAACCACAUGUUAAAAGAAUUACGUGUCUCCCGGGUGCCCAAUGCAGAUGUUUGUGCAGAAGUAUAUGAGGCUUCAGUUUGACCGGGAGUCAGAGGAAAACUAUGGGGAAGAAAGAACGAGAAUUUUAAGCCUGAGUAUUCUUUUCUGUGCAGCUACUAGCUAGGCUU
This is a messenger RNA of Triticum dicoccoides, 1996 nucleotides long. RefSeq lists its product as uncharacterized. Bases 59 to 427 code for a protein of 122 amino acids. Lineage: Eukaryota; Viridiplantae; Streptophyta; Magnoliopsida; Poales; Poaceae. The transcript is spliced from 3 exons. The record is from RefSeq and is a predicted model, not a curated record.